Diospyros lotus (date-plum) is the source of this 1925-nucleotide messenger RNA. Its product is annotated as long chain base biosynthesis protein 2a-like. The transcript is spliced from 12 exons. Gene Ontology annotation, cellular component: serine palmitoyltransferase complex. Bases 229 to 1698 code for a protein of 489 amino acids. The record is from RefSeq and is a predicted model, not a curated record. Gene Ontology annotation, biological process: sphingosine biosynthetic process; ceramide biosynthetic process. NCBI's taxonomy places the organism in Eukaryota, Viridiplantae, Streptophyta, Magnoliopsida, Ericales, Ebenaceae. Gene Ontology annotation, molecular function: pyridoxal phosphate binding; serine C-palmitoyltransferase activity.
AUUUCCGGCAGGCAGAGAGCAAAAUCCAACGGAUCAAACCAAGUCAGGCAAAUUUUAGACCAAACAAGUGCCCUGAAGAAAUGAAAUCAUCACAUCAAUCAAUUGGGUGAAAUGAAAGACUUAGAUCAAUCACUCAAUCCAUCUCUUUAUCCGCUGUCCUCGGAUUCGUUCCCCGUCGUCGUCCCUCAAAUUCGAUCCCCAGCCUCACUCUUGUACUAGAUCUCGAAAAUGAUCACGAUCCCCUACUUGACCGCCUUGACCACCUACUUCAGCUAUGGCCUCCUCUUCGUCUUCGGCCAGUUCCGCGACUUCUUCCGCAAAAUCAUCGACUGGUGGAAAGGCAGCAAUCUUCACGGUUACGCGCCGAUCUGCUUAGGCCUAGAGGAUUUCUACACUCGGCGGCUCUAUCAUCGUAUUCAGGACUGUUUUGGACGACCAAUAUCAAGUGCUCCUGAUGCAUGGUUUGAUGUGGUCGAGCGUGUCUCAAAUGACAAUAACAAGACCUUAAAGCGAACCACAAAGAUAAGUAGGUGUCUUAACUUGGGAUCAUACAAUUACCUUGGAUUUGCUGCCGCAGAUGAGUACUGCACACCCCGUGUCAUUGAGGCUUUGAAGAGGUUUUCACCAAGCACUUGUAGUCCUCGUGCUGAUGGAGGAACCACGACAAUACAUACUGAACUGGAGGAGUCUAUAGCAAACUUUAUAGGAAAGCCAGCAGCCAUAGUCUUUGGUAUGGGCUAUGUUACAAACUCUGCUAUCCUUCCUGUCUUGAUAGGAAAGGGAGGGUUGAUCAUAAGUGACUCUCUGAACCACAAUUCUAUUGUCAAUGGGGCCCGAGGAUCAGGGGCUACUGUUCGCGUUUUCCAACAUAACACACCAUCCCACUUGGAAAAAGUUUUAAGAGAACAAAUUGUUGACGGUCAACCCAGAACACAUAGACCAUGGAAGAAGAUAAUUGUUGUAGUGGAGGGGAUAUAUAGCAUGGAAGGUGAACUCUGCAAACUUCCAGAAAUUGUUGCCAUAUGCAAGAAAUACAAGGCAUGUGUUUAUUUAGAUGAGGCUCACAGCAUUGGAGCAGUUGGAAAAACUGGAAGGGGUGUCUGUGAGCUUUUAGGAGUGGAUACAGCUGAUGUGGAUAUUAUGAUGGGAACUUUCACAAAAUCAUUUGGAUCCUGUGGUGGUUACAUUGCAGGAUCCAAGGAGCUUAUUCAAUAUUUGAAGUACUCUUGUCCUGCUCAUCUGUAUGCCACAUCAAUAUCGCCUCCAGCUGCAGAACAAAUUAUUUCUUCUAUAAGGGUUAUCCUUGGCAAGGAUGGUUCUAGCAGAGGGGCUCGGAAACUUGCACAAAUACGGGAAAACAGCAACUUUUUCAGGUCAGAACUACAGAAGAUGGGCUUUGAGGUUCUGGGAGAUAAUGAUUCUCCUGUAAUGCCUAUAAUGCUUUAUAAUCCAGCAAAAAUCCCUGCUUUUUCAAGGGAGUGCCUGAAACAGAAUGUUGCUGUUGUAACUGUUGCAUUUCCUGCCACACCCCUACUGUUGGCCAGGGCUCGCAUCUGCAUCUCUGCUUCUCACACCAGGGAAGACAUGCUCAAAGCCUUAGAGGUAAUCAGUAGAGUAGGUGAUCUGGUAGGCAUAAAAUAUUUUCCUGUCGAGCCCAAUAAACAGCAUCACCAGGGUGAUAGAGCCAAACUUGAGUGAAGAGAAGGCGAUUUCAGCAGGGGGUGACAAAAUUGUAUAGUUAUUAGUUGCUGUUGUAAUUCCUUCUGAACCCAUUGUGCUUUUAUAUAUAUAUAUAUAUAGAGAGAGAGAGAGAGAGAGAGAGAGAGAGAGAGAUUACUUAUUUGUUUUCAGUAUUAAAGCAUUUUGAAGCUACUCAGUACUCACUCCAACUUGAUACAGCUUCAAGUAAAAUAGUUUUGACUAAA